AUGGCGUUGGAAAUGGAAACCUCUCAGGGUGAAGCUACCAAGAAGAAGAGACUCCUCAUCCUCAACUGCAUUAUAUUAGGCAUAGGCAACUGCGGCGCCCCUUUGAUCACGCGCCGCUACUUCCUCGGCGGAGGCAAGAGGGUCUGGUUCUCAAGUUGGCUGGAAACCGGCGGCUGGCCCAUCAAUUUCAUCCCUCUUCUCCUCACCUACAUCCAGCGCCGCAGAACCGCCCAAGGCUCAAACGCCAAACUCAUCUUCAUAACACCCACAAUAUUCGCCAAAGCCGCCCUCAUCGGCGUCGUAACCGGACUCGACGACUACGUCUAUGCCUACGGCCUCUCCAAGCUCCCCGUCUCCACCACCGUUCUUCUCAUAGCCACCCAGCUAGCCUUCACGGCGGCCUUCGCGCGUCUACUAGUGAAACAGAAGUUCACGGCCGCCUCGGUGAACGCCGUCGUGCUGCUCACCAUGGGAGCCGGAUGCUUGGCCAUGGGCGCCAGCGGCGACCGCCCCGCCGGCGUGUCGAAAAAGGAGUAUAUUUCCGGGUUUCUUUUGACGCUCACGGCCGCGUGCUUGUACGGAUUUGUUCUGCCGUGGAUAGAAUUGACUUACAGAAAGGCGAAGCAGGCGAUUACGUAUACUUUGGUUUUGGAGAUGCAAUUGGUCAUAUGUUUCUUCGCUACCUGUUUCUGUACCAUUGGAAUGAUCAUAAACAAAGAUUUCCAGGCGAUUCCGAGGGAAGCAAGAGCGUUUGAGAUGGGAGAAGGAAAGUACUAUGCGGUAAUAGUUGGGAGUGCGGUUCUUUGGCAGUUGUUUUUCAUGGGAGUGGUGGGUGUAAGCUGCUUCGGUUCGUCGUUGUUGUCGGGCAUCAUAAUCUCGGCAUUAAUUCCGGUGACGGAGAUGUUGGGCAUUUUGUUGUACCAAGAAAAGUUCCGACCGGAGAAGGGCGUGUCUCUUGCCCUCGCGCUUUGGGGGUUUGUUUCUUACUUCUAUGGUGAAUUCAAGAUUAGUAAGGAGUCCAAGGAGCAGGAAACUGAGAGGGAGAUCACCCUGUCUCAUACUGUUUCUAUCUAAUGUAAUCUCUUCUAUUUUGUUCUUUAUAUAUAUAUAGGGUGGAGAUCAUGUGAGGAUAAGUAUCCCACAUGAGAAGUGUGGACUAAGAUUGGACAAUGGUGAUUAGUAGAAACCGGUUGAUUGACACGAUAAAUGGAGUAGGAAGUUAAGUGUGAUAACAUCAAUUUCACAUCUAUGGGAGAAUCCAAAUAUGCUUUUU
Ipomoea triloba (trilobed morning glory) is the source of this 1273-nucleotide messenger RNA. Its product is annotated as purine permease 3-like. Gene Ontology annotation, cellular component: membrane. The coding region runs from base 1 to 1074 and encodes 357 amino acids. The record is from RefSeq and is a predicted model, not a curated record. Gene Ontology annotation, molecular function: purine nucleoside transmembrane transporter activity. Lineage: Eukaryota; Viridiplantae; Streptophyta; Magnoliopsida; Solanales; Convolvulaceae. The transcript has 2 exons.